AUGAAUUGGCGAUCAAAGAAUGUGGUGUCCUGUUUAUUUUUUCGACCCUGGCUAGGGGUGCCUUUAGGGAUAUGGAUUGCGGUUUCUGUUGUGUAUUAUUGGUGGCUGAUAUCCCGUAUUAAUGUGCUUGAAACACAGAAUGAGGUAUUUAAGUCUCAAUUAAAAUUGUCGCAGAACGCAAUCAGACAAAUAUCAGUAAUAUCUGAUACCACCUAUCAUGUUCCUGUGAUACCAGACACAGUUGGAACAAUAUGCGAAACAAUCCACAUAGCCUUAGUUUGCAUGGGAAAGUGUACACGCAUUAUAAUGCCAAUGCUCAAAUCGCUGCUACAGCACCGCCAGAACCCAAUACAUUUCCACUUUAUUGUUGACUCACCUGCGCACCAAACUACAACAAAGCUGUUUGACACUUGGGACCUCCCUGAUGUGAAAUACACAUGCUACGAUGCGCAAAGCCGCCUCCCUGAAGUUCGCUGGAUACCGAACAGCCACUAUUCGGGCGUCUACGCGCUCGUCAAGUUACUGUUCCCCGACAUACUGCCGCCCACUUUGGACCAGGUCAUAGUGCUGGACUCGGACUUGACUUUCCUUUGUGACGUCGCCGAAUUAUGGUACAUGUUCAGGAACAUGAGCGACGACCAGCUGAUAGGCUUGGUCGAGAACGAGAGCAACUGGUACUUCGACACGGCCAAGCGCUGGCCCGCCCUCGGCAGGGGCUACAACACGGGCGUGAUGCUGCUUGACCUCGCGAAGAUCAGGUCCAGGGUCGACUGGGGCUCGUUGUGGCGGAGCGCGGUCAGCCAGAACAUCGAGAGACUCAAGCAGACCACCCUCGCGGAUCAGGACGUGAUCAACGCCCUGAUAAAGGACAACCCCACCUUCGUCUACAACAUGAGCUGCCAAUACAACGUGCAGAUGUCGACGAAGACGCUGGCAAAGGGCUGCUACGGCGAAGACAGGGAUAACGUUAAGAUAAUACAUUGGAACUCACCGACAAAGUACAACAUCAGAACGAGGGACUCCGAUUACUUCAGGAACAUACACCUCUCUUACGUCAACCUCGACGGGGAACUGUUGAGGGAAAAGCUGCACAGGUGUUCGCAACCCGAAUCCGUCACUCAUAAGAUGAACCAGUCCGACUUGUGUCUGAGUUUCCGAACGGCGCAGCGUGUCAAACUGCGCACACACCUGUACUACAUGGAGUACACGUACACGGACAUAGACAAUUUCGACGUCACCCUGGUCCUGCAGUUGUCUAUGGACCGUCUGCAGUUCCUCGAACGACUGGUCAAGUACUGGGAAGGUCCCCUGAGCGCCGCCAUCUACCUGUCGGACUGCGAGGUGACCAAAUUCGAGAGUUUCAUACGGGACUGGUCGGGCACGCUCAGCAGUAGACGGAACAUCGGCUACCACCUGGUGUUCAAGCAUGACGCGGUGCACUACCCAGUGAACUAUCUGCGCAACGUGGCCCUGGAGAAUGUCAACACGCCGUACGUGUUCUUGAUGGACGUAGACUUCGUUCCGAUGGCUGGUCUGUACGAUCACCUGCGUUACGCCAUCAAACUGAUCAAUCCCUACGCACAGAAAAAGUGCCUCGUGGUGGCGGCGUUCGAGACGCAGAGGUACCGCGCGUCGCCGCCGCGCAGCAAGGCGGCGCUGCGGGCGCGGCUCGCCGGCGACGUGGCGCCGUUCCGCGCGCGCGAGUGGCCGCGCGGGCACCGCGCCACCAACUACAGCAGGUGGCUCGCCGCGGACGUGCCCUACGAGGUGGAGUGGCAAUCGGAUUACGAGCCCUAUUUGGUCGUACAUCGGUCGGUCCCUAAAUACGACACUAGAUUCUCCGGCUUCGGCUGGAAUAAGGUGUCGCACAGCGUGGAGCUGCGCGCGCAAGGCUACCGCGCGGUGGUGCUGCCGGGCGCGUUCGUGGUGCACACGCCGCACGCGCCCUCGCACGACAUCACCGCCUUCCGCGCGGACCCGCGCUACCGCAUAUGCCUAGCGCUCUUGAAGCAGGAGUUCAUGGAAGACCUGAAAAGGAAGUACAACGUGACCUUGGAUGAGCCCUCCAAACAGGAGUCGAUCUACUUGGGGCAGGCUAAAAGCCUAUUGCUCAACCAAAAAGACAAAGCA
This is a messenger RNA of Iphiclides podalirius (scarce swallowtail), 2130 nucleotides long. The record is from the annotation of a GenBank genome assembly. NCBI's taxonomy places the organism in Eukaryota, Metazoa, Arthropoda, Insecta, Lepidoptera, Papilionidae.